AUGGCGCCCAAACAAUCUCGGCGAAAGAGUUUAAGUCUCCUUUCCAGAGCAUCAUUUUCAAACCUCGCGCAUAUCAACACCGACAUCAACAAUGGCAACACGAACGACAAGGAGCAGAAGGAUAAGAAGAAGCUGGGGAAGAGAAGCUCGAUCUUUAGCAGUCUGACGCCUUCAAUGUACAUCGACACAGAAAAUACAAGCCAUAGUCCCACGAAAGCCGACGCCCAUUCACCAAAACUGCGACCUCGUACACUGCAAAAAGGCAGACCAACUUCAUUAUUCGGGUCCUUGGGGAGAAGGUCUAUGACCGAUUUGGAUGAGGAUAAGGAGGUUACAGGCACAACUCCUGAAUCUCCCGAAGAGGAGUAUCACUAUCUUGCGGCGGGGAUUCUCAAUGCGAGUAGUGCCGUUUCGAUACUUCACCAUGGCGAAGUUCAGACGACGACGUCGAUGUUUAGAAAGAAAAAGGAAUACCUUGUCCUGACGGAUACACACUUGACACGAUUCAAGAGCAUGGCGCGAGCGAUAGAGGCAUUUCCAAAUAUACAACCGGCGCACUUGCGUCAAUCUCAUCGCCAGUCAUCCACUGCAUCAAUAGGGUCGCUACAAGAAGUACAGUCUCAAGCUUCGCAUGCAUCAACGGAGGGCGAAAAUAGAAUUCCUCUGGGUCAGGUUGUCACAGUCUACAAGAUGGAGGAUGGGCGGCCAUUUUUCACAACCGAGGUCGUGUUUUUAGACGAGGAUUACCAUGGAGUAGGAUCCAUUCAGCUUAUGCUACAUGACCCAAAGGAUGCAGAUCUAUGGUCCACUUCAAUAAGAGCGGCUGCGCAGAAAGCCAGACUCAUGAUGCCGGAACCAUACCCCGAACGAGUUGUCCGAUACCUCGUUCAGACCCUGGAGGGAGUUGAUGACUACGAUUCGAACCAUUUCCAGGUAUUCAGAGUUGUCAAACGAACUCCAUUAGCAAAGAGCGCGCGCUCCUCAUCGGACGAUCUUCAAAAACUUGGAUCAUCAGUGUUCUAUAUGGUCAUUGGUAUAAAUCGAUUGCACCUGAUACCCCUACCUGAUUUUAGCCUGCCUUCCGGUGCCCUUUUUCAUGCAAAAUCAAGUCGAAAUUCGUACGGCCUUGUAUCCCUAGUUGCAAUGAACGUGCAGUAUUCUGAUGAUCGAUUUGAGCUCGCAUUCAGAACACCCCUUCAACAAGCCAAGAUGCUCGAGUUAGCAGCUUCAGCCACACACGAUAUUGCGGUGGUCAUCUUUCAAGCCAUACAGUAUCUCAAACCAGCAUGGCUGGACUACAACUUCACGUUCAACGGGCCCAUGCGUCUAUUGGAGUCUGGUGAUAUCCCUCUAGUUCACGAAGAAGAGGAGUAUGGGUGUUUUGAUAGAACCUUGGUUGCUUAUUGCAUGGCCUAUAAUUGCAAUCCCGUGAACAUAAAAUAUGCAGUUGAUUGGAAUGUUGAGGAUGCUCCAGAAUUUCGUCUCUACCCUCCUGCCAUGACGGCUAAAUAUACGAUUUACGAACUGCUUGCUAUCUUUAGGUCUUUACGAUAUAACGAAUCUUUUCGCUCAAUUUCUUUUGCAGAUAUUGAUCUUCAUUGUAUGCAUGGUAUUGUGGAUUCCUACGGCAUAGAUCACGUAGCUUGGACUACUCGAGUAGGGAUCGCGAUAGAUACCUACUUCACCAUGAAGCCACAGGAUGGAUCACUAUUAUACCAAGAAGUUCAAGCACUUGCUCUGAAGUCACUACAGCUUCGAAAGGUAGAUUUCAGUAACGCUCUUCCCAGAAGAAGACCGCGAGAUACUUUUGAUGAUGAAGGGGGCGUUCUACAGAAAGAUCCGGGUUGUGAAAUUACUGCAGCAUUGAUGCCAUUGUGCCGCGCACAAUUGACCAAUGUUAAUUGGAUUGUUCUAAACGGAAUUGAGUUGGGAGAAACAGAUCUUGAUGCGAUGAUUCCUGCGUUGAACAAUCCAAAAGCUGAGAUUAGGGCGAUCGAGUGCUCGCGCUGUGGACUUAGUGAUCGAGGGAUAAUGCAACUUUUGACUCAUUUGGAGCGACAAAACCAAACACUAGAGUGCAUCAAUAUAUCUAACAACCCCGGGAGAAUUCUUCUCGAAAGAUUCCAAGUAUCCAUGAGUCGUUUCUCGCACGUUCGCAAGCUCGACCUUUCCAUGAUCACUCGUACAUCUGGUGAUCAACCCCUUUUUGUUCCUGAAGUCAUGCUCUCUUGGAGGUUGGAGGAACUGAUCUUGAAUGGGAUUCCUAUGGAUCAGUGCAAUUUGAGUGGAUCGCAUGUUGCUCUUCUCAUGAGAGCUAUGACUCGAGUCGCUGGUGAACCUCGUGACUUGGAGCUUCACAACACCACGCUUGAGGACUUGGAUAUUUCUGGAGAACAGGCACAUUUGGAGGUUACUCGAUUCGGAAUAGGCUUGAAUCAGGCACUGACCGGUCUCAAAAAGAAUAAUACUUUGAAAUCUCUUCGUAUAGAGUACCAAAACUUGGGUCUGGAAGGAGCGAAUACCCUCUCCUCUGUUUUGGAAGAGAACAGGGGUUUGACGCAUAUCUUCUGUGAACACAACGAUAUCAAUCUUCAAGGAUUCACCAUACUCGUCAAUGCUAUUGCAAAAAACCACACUGUUCUUGAAGUUCCCUAUAUGCAAGACGAUCAAGAUAUUGCCAUGAAACGAAUGAGUGCCAUAAAGCGAACAUUGAAAACCUUUGGGGUUGGGGUUGAAAAGCCUAUCAAACAAGAAUUGACACCUCAAGAUGUUGAUCAAGUGGUAAAGGUCUUGGCCGAGAAGUGGAAUACGGAGAUUGGAAGAUUGUCUAUGUUCUUGGAAAGAAACAGAAACAUAGCUAUGGGCGUGGAGGGAUAUGAUCCUGUUGAGAUUAUAGGCGAACACGCCAUGCGUCCUACCACAGCGAUGAGUGAUCGAGGGAUUUUGGAACAGGUUUUAAGCAACACGACGCCGAGGAUUGAACUGGGAAAUCCAGUUGAAAUCACAAAUGAUCGAUUUUCUGGCAUGACGCCAUUAGCAGAGGUGAUUAAUCCUAUGGAAAUGGAAAACGAGAGGCCCGUGGAUGAAAUCGAGAAUAUUCAAUUCAAACGUAUACAUUACAAACGCAGUAAGGAUGGAGGUCUACUGCCUGAUUUGCCUUCUCUGGGCAGUGAAAACAUGUUUGGAUUGGAGGAAAGGGAAGAUACUACUCAACUUAAACCCAAACGCAUAUCUUACAAACGCAGUAAGGAUGGGGGCUUACUGCCCGAUUUGGGUCCGUUGGGUAAUGAAAAGAUGUUUGAGUUGGACAGUGGGUUGUUUGAAAUGGAAUCUUGA
Molecule: messenger RNA, 3336 nt
Organism: Botrytis sinoallii
Lineage: Eukaryota; Fungi; Ascomycota; Leotiomycetes; Helotiales; Sclerotiniaceae
Exons: 6
Coding region: 1-3336 (1111 amino acids)
Source: RefSeq, a predicted model, not a curated record